ACGGAAGCCGGGAGGUGCCGCCGACCGCGCCUGCGACAGCGUCAGCUCUGCGCGGAGCGCCGGCCCAUGGCGGCGGCGGCGGCGGCGGCGAUGGCAGAGCAGGAGGGCGCCCGCAACGGCGCCCGCAACCGCGGUGGCGUCCAGCGCGUGGAGGGCAAGCUGCGUGCCAGCGUCGAGAAGGGUGACUACUACGAGGCGCACCAGAUGUACCGGACCCUCUUCUUCAGAUACAUGUCCCAAAGUAAGCAUGCAGAGGCCCGGGAGCUCAUGUACUCAGGAGCGUUGCUGUUCUUCAGUCAUGGCCAGCAGAACAGUGCAGCCGACCUGUCCAUGCUGGUCCUCGAAUCCUUGGAGAAGGCAGAGGUGGACGUAGCUGAUGAGUUGUUGGAAAAUCUGGCUAAAGUGUUCAGCUUGAUGGAUCCAAACUCUCCUGAGCGAGUAGCUUUUGUGUCCAGAGCCCUGAAGUGGUCCAGUGGAGGGUCUGGGAAACUGGGCCAUCCUCGGCUCCACCAGUUGCUGGCCCUAACGCUGUGGAAAGAGCAAAACUACUGUGAGUCUCGGUAUCAUUUCCUGCACUCCACUGACGGCGAGGGCUGUGCCAACAUGCUGGUUGAGUACUCCACUGCCCGAGGCUUCAGAAGUGAGGUGGACAUGUUCGUGGCCCAGGCUGUGCUACAGUUUCUCUGUUUGAAAAACAAGAACAGUGCCCUGGUGGUCUUUACCACGUACACACAGAAGCACCCGUCCAUUGAGGAUGGGCCACCCUUCGUUCAACCCCUGCUCAAUUUCAUCUGGUUUCUGCUGCUGGCUGUGGACGGUGGCAAGCUGGCCGUGUUCACCGUGCUGUGCGAGCAGUAUCAGCCGUCCCUGCGGAGGGACCCCAUGUACAACGAGUACCUCGACAGGAUUGGACAGCUCUUCUUCGGUGUGCCGCCAAAGCAGACAUCCUCCUAUGGAGGCUUGCUAGGGAACCUGCUGAGCAGCCUCAUGGGCUCCUCAGAGCAGGAGGAGGGGGAAGAGAGCCAGGAUGACAGCAGCCCCAUCGAGCUGGACUGAAGCUGCCUGGCCAGCGUGGAGAUGCCCAUGGCCGGCACCGCUGGGACGGACUCAGUGCCAGGCUGGGCACAAGGCCCCUUACCAGUGGGCUCCUGCUCUGCGGCUGGUGGUGCCACGUGUGCAGAGUCUGUCCCUAUUUAUGUAUGGUGGCUGAGGGCUGUGUGGCCAGGACCAAGAGCAAGGCCCGGCUCCUGCUGGCCAACCGUGUUCCUUCAGAUCACCCACAAUAAAGCGCAGGCCUUGCUGCAGCA
This is a messenger RNA of Peromyscus eremicus (cactus mouse), 1307 nucleotides long. It is a transcript of the gene Get4, whose product is annotated as guided entry of tail-anchored proteins factor 4. Gene Ontology annotation, molecular function: protein binding. Gene Ontology annotation, biological process: protein insertion into ER membrane. NCBI's taxonomy places the organism in Eukaryota, Metazoa, Chordata, Mammalia, Rodentia, Cricetidae. Gene Ontology annotation, cellular component: cytosol; BAT3 complex. The transcript is spliced from 9 exons. Bases 67 to 1056 code for a protein of 329 amino acids. The record is from RefSeq and is a predicted model, not a curated record.